AUGGCUACUACAAUGAAAUCGUCUUAUUUAAUUUUCCUUGUAAUCUACAUUAUCAUAUUCAUUUCGUCAUACCCGGCUAAUGUUGCUACGUCCAAGACUACCCCUGCUAAACCUCGGGGAUUAGCCAUCAAGCUCAUCCACCGCGAUUCUAUUCAAUCUCCAUAUUACAAUCCAAAUGCCACCAUCUCUGAGCGAGCUGAACGUGCCAUUAACGGUUCGCUCGCCCGCAUCCGCUCCCUGAGCAAAAGAGUCGCUACUCCAAAUGACGACGACGCUAGGGCCGGUCUCAUCCCAGCCGGUAGCAUACAUGGUUUCCUUGCCAAAAUAUCCAUCGGCACGCCGCCCGUCCCACAACUUGUGUUUAUCGACACGGGAAGCGACCUCCUUUGCGGUAACCUUGCCUCCGAACAAGUGACCUUUGAGACAUCCGACGAGGGUACAGUAAAGGUGCCGAUUGAGGUGCUCGGAUGCGGGCAUGUAAAUAAAUACGAUGUAGAUGGGCAAGAAAGCGGGGUAUUAGGACUAGGCUAUGGUGAUGGUCGUUUCCCAACUGUGGUUAAACAAUUAGGCUCCAAAUUUUCCUAUUGCAUAGGCAACAUACACGACCUCCAAUACCAAUACAAUCAACUCAGCUUGGGAAAUGGGGUGAUUAUGGAAGGUGAUUCUACGACCCUGGAGAUUUACAAUGGUUUAUACUAUUUGGACCUCCAAGGUAUAAGUGUCGGAGAGAAGAAGCUACAAAUCGACCCCUUGAAGGAGGAGUGA
Molecule: messenger RNA, 765 nt
Organism: Eucalyptus grandis
Lineage: Eukaryota; Viridiplantae; Streptophyta; Magnoliopsida; Myrtales; Myrtaceae
Product: aspartic proteinase CDR1-like
Exons: 2
Coding region: 1-765 (254 amino acids)
Cellular component (GO): extracellular region
Source: RefSeq, a predicted model, not a curated record